GGUGAAUCUCAGGAUUUACAAGAACAAUGAGGGCAUCCAAACUUCAGGAAAGCGGUGAGGUUAGAAUCGCACAUUCUCUACAUAAAAAUGAGGAGGAGUUUGUAGCCAGAAGGAGGGAAACUGUUUUUCAAAGCCUGCAGAAACUCGGAAAACACUGCAGUCAGGAUGAAGUGCCAAACAUUGCAUUACUGGGUUCUGGAGGAGGACAAAGAGCCAUGGUGGGUUUGCUGGGAUCCCUGGUUCAGCUUGAUAAAGCGGGUCUUCUGGACUGCAUCCUUUAUCUGAGCGGAGUCUCUGGAUCCACCUGGUGCAUGGCCUCCUUAUACCAAGAACCAGACUGGUCCACCAAACUAGAGACUGUGAAGGACCAAAUCAUCAGGAAAAUCAGCGGUCCUGCAGUCAGCUGGGGAGACGCAUUUGACAAACUGAAGAAAUAUUACUAUGAGAAAGACCACUUCAGCUUGACAGACGUCUGGGCAGUGAUGGUCAUCACUACAUAUGUGAAAGAGAUUGAUGAACGGACACUCUCAGAUCAGUGGGACCAGCUCAGAAAAGACCCGUUUCCCAUCUAUGCAAUAAUGGACAAGCAAAGCAAACAGGAGGAGGCACAAGACCCCUGGUUUGAGAUCAGUCCACUUGAAGCGGGUUAUUCUCUCACUGGAGCGUUUGUGAAAACCUCUAGCUUCGGCAGCAAGUUUUGCAAAGGUUCAAAGAAAAAAGACCAUCCUGAAACAGACAUGCUUUACCUGCAAGCUCUGUGUGGCAGCGUUUUAGCUGAUGGAGACGAGAAUAAGAAAUUCAUCUGGAAACAAAUAAAAGAUUUCUUUCAAAGUUCAAUAACUAUAAAAGAAAUGAAGAUGCUUGAGAAAAGGAGUGAAGAUCCUAAAGACCCAUCUGAGGAAAAGGGUUUCCAGGUGCUCAUGGAUCUUGUGGACAUGAAUCUCGAUGUUUUGAAUGGCAAAGAUCCUUCUGCUCUUGAUCAAUCCAUCAGAAACACACUGAACGAGCUCAGUGGAGGCAAACGCCGGGUGAUUUUGCCAACAGAAAAACUGAAUCUCGCUGAUAAAAAGGCUGCAGAACUGCAUAUGAAGCAAUACACUGAAGAUGUGUGUAAGAAUUUGAGUCUUUGGGACAGGUUUCCUUUUUUGGCUCUUUUCUCGAGCAUUUGUAUAUGCAUGACUCAGUGGACCUGGGGCAGGAAAUAUAACUUCCUUCACGAAAUUACAGAUGAAGCAGUGCCUGCUGCUCUUCUGGAAGGUGAGACGAGAGACUAUAUGGACGCCGGAGUGUUGCUGAACUCACCCUACUUCUCAGUGCUGAGAGAAGAACGAGACAUAGACCUCAUCAUUUCCCUGGAUUUCAGUGAAGCCGAUCCUUUCAAGACAGUGAGAGAAGCUGCUGAGAUGUGUAAGAAGCUAAACAUCCCUUUUCCUGAAGUCAACAUUCCCAGUGAAGACCUGAAGAACCCAAAGGACUUCUAUGUGUUCAAAGGCACAAACACUCCAACCGUGAUUCACAUCCCUCUGUUUAAUGUGGUCAACUGUGGAGGCAAGUUUAGACUGUCUACUUAA
Molecule: messenger RNA, 1571 nt
Organism: Carassius gibelio (silver crucian carp)
Lineage: Eukaryota; Metazoa; Chordata; Actinopteri; Cypriniformes; Cyprinidae
Product: cytosolic phospholipase A2 zeta-like
Exons: 14
Coding region: 27-1571 (514 amino acids)
Biological process (GO): glycerophospholipid catabolic process
Cellular component (GO): cytosol; nucleoplasm; nuclear envelope
Molecular function (GO): calcium ion binding; calcium-dependent phospholipid binding
Source: RefSeq, a predicted model, not a curated record